AUGAAGUCCCUGUUUCUAGUACUUGCACUUCUUGCCAUAUACGUCAGCGCCGAAGAUCCAUUUGACUGCAGUGGAAGUGGAAAGUGCCCUGCUGGACUUCGAUGCGAUGAGGGGAGAUGUAUUGGAAAUAUGAAGUCCCUGUUUCUAGUGCUUGCACUUCUUGCCAUAUACGCCAGCGCCGAAGAUCCAUUCGACUGCAGUGGAAGUGGAAAGUGCCCUGCUGGACUUCGAUGCGAUGAGGGGAGAUGUAUUGGUAAGUUCAAUCAAUUGUUGUAGCC
Molecule: messenger RNA, 278 nt
Organism: Strongylus vulgaris
Lineage: Eukaryota; Metazoa; Nematoda; Chromadorea; Rhabditida; Strongylidae
Source: the annotation of a GenBank genome assembly